Messenger RNA from Zasmidium cellare ATCC 36951, 3123 nucleotides. RefSeq lists its product as uncharacterized. Gene Ontology annotation, molecular function: Glc3Man9GlcNAc2 oligosaccharide glucosidase activity. The record is from RefSeq and is a predicted model, not a curated record. Bases 1 to 3123 code for a protein of 1040 amino acids. Gene Ontology annotation, biological process: oligosaccharide metabolic process; protein N-linked glycosylation. Gene Ontology annotation, cellular component: endoplasmic reticulum membrane. NCBI's taxonomy places the organism in Eukaryota, Fungi, Ascomycota, Dothideomycetes, Mycosphaerellales, Mycosphaerellaceae. The transcript is spliced from 4 exons.
AUGGUCAUCGCCGACAACAAGGAAGUCGUGAGCGCUGAAGAGAACAGACUGAAGGAGGACCGUGAGAGGACCAAGUACUGGAAGCAGUGGGGUCCCUAUACCGCAGAGCGACAAUGGGCAACGGUCCGAGAAGACUACUCUUCCAAUGGCGACGCCUGGAGUUCCUUCACCUACGACAUGGCUCGUGCUCGAGCUUUCCGGUGGGGUGAGGACGGUAUCGCUGGUGUCUCGGAUACUCAUGGCCGCAUGAACAUCGCCUUUGCUUUCUGGAACGAGAAGGAUGGCCACCUCAAAGAACGUCUCUUCGGUCUCUCAAACCCACAAGGUGUCCAUGGCGAGUCCAUCAAGGAGUGCCAUUUCCACCUCGACAAUACACCCACCCACUCGUACAUGAAGUACCUCUACAAGCUGCCUCAGUCUGCUUUCCCAUACGAAGACCUUAUCAAGGAGAAUGCCAGGAGAUCGAAGACAGAGAAGGAAUACCAGUUGAUCGAUACUGGCGCGUUCAAGGACAACCGGUACUGGGACAUCUUCAUCGAGACUGCAAAAGAGGCCGACAAGCCUGAUGAGCUGCUCUUCCGUUGCACAGCAUACAACCGCGGCCCAGAGCAUGCCAAACUGCACAUCCUACCCCACGUGUGGUUUCGCAAUACAUGGGCUUGGGGUCACGACUCGUACAAGCCCACCAUCAAGCAGACCGACCCUCUGACUGCUUCGAUUGACCACCGCGAGCUUGGCCAACGUUACUUUCAGUGCUCUCCCUCUCCAAAUAGCUGCGGCAACGAGCACGAUAUCGAGCCUGAGCUUCUCUUCACAGACAACGACACCAACUUUGUCGAGCUCUGGGACUCCAAGCACAACAAGACACCCUACGUCAAGGACGCCUUCCACCAGCGUGUUGUUCACGGAGACAAGAAGGCAUGCAACCCCCACAAGCUCGGCACGAAGAGCUGUGCUUGGUAUGCGUUUGACCAAGGCCGUGGCGUCGCUCCUGGCGAGUGUGCUGUUGUUCGUUUCCGCAUUUCAACCAAGCACGAUGAAGGCUACCUGGACGAAGAGCGCUUCGACGAGGUCAUGGAGCAGCGUCUUGCCGAGGCAGAUGAGUUCUACUUCAAGGUCAACCCUAUGCCGAUGUCCGACGAUCUUCGCAACAUCCAGCGACAAGCUCUGUCAGGUAUGAUGUGGUGCAAACAAUACUACCACUUCAUCUGGGAUCAAUGGGCGAACGGCGAUCCAGCCAUGCCUCCGCCUCCACCAGAGCGGAAGUCAGUCCGGAACGCCCAAUGGAAGCACAUGCAUUUGGAUGAUAUCCUCUCCAUGCCUGACUCCUGGGAGUACCCAUUCUUUGCUGCUUGGGAUUCCGCCUUCCACUGCAUCCCCCUCGCUAUGAUCGACCCGGAUUUCGCGAAGAAGCAGCUUGACCUCUUCACGCGCGAGUGGUACAUGCAUCCCAACGGCCAGCUUCCUGCCUACGAAUGGAACUUUGGCGACGUCAACCCUCCAGUCCACGCUUGGUCGACUUUCCGUACGUUCAAGAUUGAGCGCAAGAUGCACGGCCGUGAAGAUCUUGACUUCCUCGAGCGUGUCUUUCACAAGCUUCUGAUGAACUUUACCUGGUGGUGCAAUCGCAAGGACUUCGACGGCAAGAACAUCUUCGAAGGUGGCUUCCUCGGCCUCGACAACAUUGGCCUGUUCAACAGAUCAGAUCCAUUGCCCACUGGUGGUACCCUUGAACAAGCCGAUGCCACUGGUUGGAUGGCCUUCUACUGUCUGAGCAUGCUCAACAUCGCCCUUGAGCUCGCCAAGCAUCGCCGCAUCUACGAAGACGUCGCCACCAAGUUCUUCGAGCACUUCAUCACAAUCUCCGACGCCAUGCAGUACCGACAUGGCAGUGAAGCCAAGUCAUUGUGGAAUGAAGAGGACGGCUUCUACUACGAUGCGAUCUCAUGGGGCGGUCCAUGGUCUCACCAGAUGCCCGUCAGAUCGCUGGUCGGUCUGAUUCCUUGCUACGCCACUCUCACUCUCGAACCGGAAGUCAUUAACAAGUUUCCGGCUUUCAAGAAGCGUCUUGAAUGGUUCAUGACGAACAAGCACGAUAUGACCGAGCGCAACGUAGCCAGCAUGACGCGGAGAGGCAAGGACCAGCGAUUGCUUCUCUCCCUUGUCAGCGAGGACCGUCUGCGAUCCAUUCUGAAGUACAUGCUGGACCCGAAGGAGUUUUUGAGUGACCACGGCAUUAGAUCGCUGUCAAAGUACCACAAGGACCAUCCUGUCUCCAUGGAUGUCAACGGCCAGAGAUACCAGGUCAGCUACGUUCCUGGCGACUCCGACAGUGGUCUCUUUGGCGGCAACAGCAACUGGCGAGGUCCUUGCUGGAUUGCCGUGAACUUCCUACUUAUUGAGUCCCUUUUGCGGUUCUACAUGUUCUACGGCAACACCUUCAAGGUUGAGUGUCCAACCGGCUCUGGCGAAUACAUGCAUCUUGGUCAUGUCGCCGAGGAGCUCCAACACAGACUCCAACACUUGAUGGCCACCAACAACUACGGACGUCGCGCUAUCCACGACGGGAACGACAUUCUCGACUUUGAUCCAAACUGGAAGGACUACUUGUGGUUCUACGAGUAUUUCGAUGGCGAUACUGGACGUGGUCUUGGUGCCACGCAUCAAUGCGGUUGGACUGGUCUAAUGGCCAAGAUCAUCCAAGAUACUGGAACCAACUGCCGUCUCCCCCAAACGCCACGCACGCCGUCUACUGCCGCGGAGCAUUAUUUCGACGACACGUUCAGCCGGCAGCGUCGCGCCUCGCUUGGUCCACGUCGCCCAACUGGCUUUGCUCGUUCUCUCACACGAACCCGCUCCAUUGGCCAACGCAGCGACUUCAGCGACAAGACGAAUGGUGGUGCCGGUGACGAAGAUGACGACGAGCCCAUCGCAAACGGCAAGCCCUCUCGCACGUGGUCCAUCUACAAGGAAGACGACCCCAAGGCCGGCAUCCCUCACGACGACCCUGACGACCCAAUCAACCGAUACGUCCAAGACCAGCUGCAGAGAAUCAAGAGCAAUGAGAGUCAAGAGAUGGCAGAUGAGUUGGCUUCGCAGAAUGACGGCGCGAAUGAUCAUUGA